AUGUCGGGAUUCGAGGAUGGAUUUUCAGCGGAAAGGUUGUUUGCACAGGGAUACUCUUACACCUACGACGAUGUGAUAUUUCUACCUCACUACAUCGACUUCGCGACGGACGCCGUCUCCCUAUCCACGCGCCUCAGCAAGCGCGUACCACUCUCGAUCCCGUGCGUCGCUUCGCCGAUGGACACUGUGUCAGAGUCCCACAUGGCUGCUGCUAUGGCCGCGCUUGGAGGAAUCGGAAUCGCCCACUAUAACUGCGACAUCGCCACCCAGGCUUCCGUCAUCCGCCACGCCAAGUCGCUCCGAGUUCCGAUUGCAUCCGACGCUGUUUUCAAAUGCCCCGACCAUCAGAUUGGUUCUGUUGAUGAUUUCGGUCCUUCUUCCUUCGUCUUCGUCUCGCAGACAGGGACAUUGACACCGAGUUUGUUGGGUUAUGCCUCAAAAUCGGAGUGGUCAAAUAUGAAAGAUGAGCAAAAGGAGAUGAAGAUAUACGAUUACAUGCGGAGCUGUGAGAGCAGAGACUACUACGUUCCCUGGGAUAUUGAUCUUGACAAGAUCGAUGCGGUUUUGGAAGAUAAGCAGAAAGGGUUUGUGGUUCUGGAGAAGGAUGGUGAGGCCGUGAAUGUAGUAACAAAAGACGAUGUGGAGAGAGUUAAAGGAUAUCCCAAGUUAGGGUCAGGAACUGUUGGUCCAGACAACAAAUGGAUGGUGGGUGCAGCCAUAGGGACAAGGGAAUCAGACAAGGAGAGGCUGGAACACUUGGUGAAAGCUGGGGCUAACGUUGUGGUGUUGGAUAGUUCGCAAGGGAACUCGAUUUACCAGCUUGAGAUGAUCAAAUAUGUGAAGAACAUGUAUCCGGAGCUGGAUGUUGUCGGUGGGAAUGUGGUGACUAUGUACCAGGCACAGAACUUGAUCCAAGCUGGAGUUGAUGGGCUGAGAGUUGGUAUGGGAUCUGGGUCUAUAUGCACAACACAAGAGGUUUGUGCUGUUGGACGCGGACAGGCUACUGCUGUGUACAAAGUCUCGACGCUUGCUGCUCAGCACGGUGUACCUGUUAUUGCAGAUGGUGGAAUCUCAAACUCAGGUCACAUUGUGAAGGCUCUAGUCCUUGGAGCAUCAACUGUGAUGAUGGGAAGCUUCCUAGCUGGAAGCACAGAGGCUCCUGGAGCUUACGAAUACCGAAACGGUAGGAGAGUGAAGAAAUACCGAGGUAUGGGUUCAUUGGAAGCGAUGACCAAAGGAAGCGACCAGAGAUACUUGGGAGAUACCGCGAAGCUCAAGAUCGCACAGGGAGUGGUUGGAGCAGUCGCGGACAAAGGCUCGGUGUUGAAGUUUAUACCUUACACAAUGCAUGCCGUGAAGCAAGGUUUCCAAGAUCUUGGUGCUUCCUCUUUGCAAUCGGCUCACGAGCUACUGAGAGACAAAGUCCUUAGACUCGAGGCUCGUACCGGUGCAGCACAGAUUGAAGGUGGGAUCCAUGGUCUGGUUUCUUACGAAAAGAAAUCAUUCUAG
Thlaspi arvense is the source of this 1509-nucleotide messenger RNA. The record is from the annotation of a GenBank genome assembly. NCBI's taxonomy places the organism in Eukaryota, Viridiplantae, Streptophyta, Magnoliopsida, Brassicales, Brassicaceae.